Phasianus colchicus (ring-necked pheasant) is the source of this 356-nucleotide messenger RNA. Lineage: Eukaryota; Metazoa; Chordata; Aves; Galliformes; Phasianidae. The record is from RefSeq and is a predicted model, not a curated record.
CCCCCUGCCCGUUUUUGUGUCCUUCUCUCCAGCCAAGAAUUUGAGUCUGAGCAGAUUCCUGAGCUAACUGUCCGUGACACUCACAGCGUGAGCUCCGUCUGCAAAAUGUACUUCAGGGAGCUCCCGAACCCUCUGCUGACCGACCAGCUGUAUGAGAAGUUCUCGGAGGCUGUUGGUGCCACUACAGAUGAGGAGCAGCUGGUCAGAAUGCAGGACGUCAUCCAGCAGCUGCCCGCUCCUCACUACAGGACACUGGAGUACCUGAUGAGACACUUGGCUCGUCUAGCCGGGAACUGUUCCGUGACAAACAUGCACGCUAAGAACUUAGCAAUUGUGUGGGCUCCAAACCUCUUAAG